UUUGUAGUCCACGGCUCACGUGACUUUCACGAAUCUUAAGUGCGGCUAUAAGAAUAAAUCCAUAGGACAGUUUCAUCAUUGCGAUAUUAAGGCCGUUAAUCGUACCCACAAGUAUGUUUCAGUAUAUGGAAGACACAACAUGAGAAACAUUAAUAAUGCUACAGUAAAUAUAAAGCUAAUGCGUGACAACCAUGGCUAUAAGCCCUACUUCUUUAACUUGACUUUUGAUGGCUGCAAUUAUAUGAAGAAUCAAAAGAGUCCUUUUAUCAAUCUGUUCUACAAACCUUUGAAGGAGACUUCGAGUUUUAAUCACUCUUGUCCCUAUGGUCAUGAUAUCAUUGUGGAUAAACUUUGGACGGGAAAUCAUGAAGCAGAUUUCCUUAAAUAUCUUCCAGUGCCCAAUGGCGAUUAUAUGCUUCCAUUCACCGUAUAUAGCAAUAAUUUGGAAUUGCUCACGAUACAAGUGUUUGUGCAUUUAACCACUUAA
Molecule: messenger RNA, 487 nt
Organism: Drosophila albomicans
Lineage: Eukaryota; Metazoa; Arthropoda; Insecta; Diptera; Drosophilidae
Exons: 3
Coding region: 140-487 (115 amino acids)
Source: RefSeq, a predicted model, not a curated record